GCGCGGGAGGCGGCGCCGGGCGGUGAAGUUGGUCAAAGCGCCGGUGAAUAAAAUGAAGAAAAUGCUGUCUUUUUAACUGCAGAAGAACAAGGCUUUGUCUUCCUGUAAUUCUGAAGUGAAAGUUGUCAUCAACAAGAAAACUAAAACCUUUUAAAGAUAGGCGUUAGUAGUAGAAUGCUGAAACAAACUUCUGGAUUAGCUUCAUUGGCUUUCCUGCUUCUUUUGCAUCCCAAAGCAUAAGCUUAAAUCGUCUCAGAAGGACAAGGUCCGCCAGUUUAUGGCAUUUACCCAGGCUGGUGAAAGGACUGCUAUAUACUGCUUAAUGCAGAAUGAGUGGAAACUAGAAGUGGCAACAGACAACUACUUCCAGAAUCCAGACUUGUACUACAAAGAAUCCAUGAAAAAUUCAGUAGACAGGAAGAAAUUAGAACAAUUGUAUAAUCGAUACAAAGACCCACAAGAUGAAAAUAAAAUUGGCAUUGAUGGGAUCCAACAGUUCUGUGAUGAUCUAAGCCUGGACCCAGCCAGUAUCAGUGUUCUGGUUGUAGCAUGGAAGUUCAGGGCAGCUACUCAAUGUGAAUUCAGUAAAAAGGAAUUUGUUGAUGGCAUGACAGAGUUGGGGUGUGACACCACAGAAAAACUGAAAGCUCUAUUGCCAAGACUGGAACAAGAGCUAAAGGAUCCAACAAAGUUCAAAGAUUUUUAUCAGUUCACUUUUAACUUUGCUAAAAACCCAGGACAAAAAGGUCUAGAUCUAGAAAUGGCAAUUGCAUAUUGGAAUUUAGUCUUGUCAGGAAGGUUUAAAUUUCUAGAUCUGUGGAAUAAAUUUUUGUUGGAACAUCAUAAAAGAUCAAUUCCAAAAGAUACUUGGAAUCUUCUGUUAGACUUUGGAAAUAUGAUUGCAGAUGAUAUGUCCAACUAUGAUGAAGAAGGAGCGUGGCCUGUUCUUAUAGAUGAUUUUGUGGAAUAUGCACGACCGGUAGUCACAGGAGGGAAACGUAAAACUUCCUAACCUCAGACUUGCCAAUAUGGACUAAACGUGUGCUCUGAACUGCAUUAGGUAAUGAGGAUUUGUUGACUGAUAACUGUGCACAUCGUUGCUGGUUUCAGUGGUCAUGAUGAGAUUCUGCAGACAAAACUGAAAUUCUUCCCUUCCGCCUAAAGAAAAUGAUGGCUGACUUGUGGACGCUCCAAGAACAAACUCAGAAGAUAGUCCAGGCUGUUUGUAGGCUAUUGGCUUCAAUUAUUGUACUGGUUGUAUCAUAUAGGAUGUAGAUUUUGCAUGAUUUUAUACUUUGGAGAAGUUUAACUAGAGGCCAUUUUAUUAAAGUUUUGACAGCACAGCAUGCCAUUCAGUUCAUGAUCCAAAGUGAACACCAGCAGUUACAUGAAUAAAACUGUAUUAUAUUGUACUUAUAUUAAAAGCAGUAUUUGUGGUAUAUAAAUUAAAUCCCUAAAUAAAACUUAUGCAGUAUGUUGUAUUUUUAUAAAAGUUAGUUCAGUGGAUCUGUCUUAAUAUAGAAUUGUAACAAAACACAAAAACACUUAUGCUUUUUUUACUUGCUGCCAAAAUUUUAAAUUUGUAUUUUUAAGUCUUAGAUGUAUAGAUUGAUUACAUUCAGCCUUUGGUUUUCUUCCAGUGAGACUAACUUCCUCAUUGUUCUUGAAGUGCUUGGACAUUUAACAGUAGCAUUGCUGAGGAAAGGCUGCUGCUCUAUGUUAUGUUGCAACUCCAGCUUUUUUAAUUAACCAUUUUAAAGUAGACAUUAAACAACCAAAGAUGCUAUUAUAAUUCAUGUUUGAUUAUCAUAAUUCAGGUAGUUGUCAAUUAUGUGUUUUAUUUAUUUUAAAUAAUGAACUGGUGGAACAUAACUUUUAGUUUUAUUUGUAGCCUGAAACAUAUCAUAAAUUCUAGGUAAAUGCAACAUAGUUAUAAAUGCAAAUCCUGGCACUUCUCACAGAAAAUAAAUGUGAAUAAGCCCAGAGACCUAACUAGUCGGCUUCCACUUUGGAGAAAUAGUUAGGGGUAAGGAGACUUUAUAGUAAUGCUGAUAAGCACUCAUGCCUCUGGAUGUGUUAUGCAUUCAAUUUCAUUUAUUUAAGGGAAAAAAAGAGUAAAUUAAUGCAGUAUCAUUGAUCUCAAGGCUAGUGGAAUUGGACCAGUUUUCACCAAAUCUGAAUUUGGUCAGUCAUUUGUUUCUCCCCUUUCCCCAGCCACUGAUUAUAAAGUGGACAGAGGUCAGUCUCCUCUUUCUCAACAGUGUCUUCCAAUGCCUAAGCACAAAAAACUUUUACCAGAAACUAUUCAACACGUCUUCACACAGGGCUCUUUUAAAUGCUACCUCAUCAAAAUGAGUUUGUCAUAGCCACUGUAAAAGUUUGUUAAAAUAAAGUGUUGCUGAAGAGUAUGUACAGCUAUGUUCAAUAUAUUUUCUGUAACCAGAGCUGAAAUAGAUGCAAGAAUUUUGAAGAAAAUAGUGUAUUAAGUUAUAUAAUUUAUAUCUGUUUGGAUCACAUCAGAUCAUUUAAGUAUUGCAUGACAGCAUACUAUUUUAUUUUGUAGCUGUGAGGGUAUAAAAGAGUACAAUGUUCUCUUAAACUCUAAUAUUUAGAGUUUCAUAUAAGCAGUCAGCUUUCAUUUAUGUCAAUGCAGCCUACAAGAGCAAAUGUACAUGCUGCAUACAGAAAGAUUACCUUCAUUCUUCCACUUGAGAGAAUUUCAGUUGUGCAUGAUGCUUAAAAAGCAGAAUUAGGACAAAUUUGAACAAAUUAGCACCUUUUCUGUUGAUAGGGAUAUAGCAGGCAAGUUCCAAAUGCCCCAUGAAUGAUGUAUUAUUAGUAGUCUUUUUACCCUAAGCAGUAUUUGUAAAUGUUAGAUCUUGCAUGGCAGCCACUGGAUGUCAGUGUCUCAGUCUUCAGAUGCCUCCCUCUUCUGUGUAGAGUUAAGGAGUAAUAUUAAGCCAAAUUAUUACUUUCUCACUAUGUCUUUUUAGAAGGGCAUUUGUGUACGUAAGUCCAGGUAUUCUACAGAAGUCAACGAUGAUUUUAAACUGGUAUUAUGCUCUUUUUAAUAUAUUUGAUUUGCCUGCUCAUCCUUCCUGAAACAAGCCAUUUCUGUAUCUGUCCUGUAGACUUUGGAGAAGGUGUAAUAUAACAUCAAGUGCAUUUAUCCAGCCAAAAGCAGUGGAAUGCUUGUUAUUCACGCAAUUGCCCCUCAAGAUAUAUAGCUAUAAUAUAACUGACCAGAAGUAGUUUAUUCUAUUAGUAUGUGAUGCAACCGAAUAGUUUCAUAGCACUAGAGCUUGUGAAACAUUUGUUCAUGCUGAAGAGUCUUUAAAAUCAACCUGAUGGACCUUUUGAAAUAAAUAGAGCAUAACAAAUGCAAGUGGGCUGAGGGUUUUUUGCCUUGUUAGUCUGAGGAAGAAGGAAGGUGUUUAGAACAGUAUUGUGUUUCUAUUUAUACACACUUACUUACUCUUAAGCCUCAUUCCUGUGAGGUUCCUUCAUGGAAGACACCUUCCAACAGAGGAACACUGGGAAAAAUCCUCUCAAGAUAGGAGUUACUCCAUAUCAGCCAGCUUCCUAGGCAUAGUACACUUUUUCUGUUGUUAUUUAUAGUCUUCUACCCAUUUGAAACCAUGUAUGCAUUUUCCAUUCCUGUAAAUAAUAGCAUGGAGUAACUAACACCUUCACACAUGAACAAUCAUCAAAAUAAAUGCAAACAGGCUGCUUUCAAAUUAUCAGUUCCUUACGUAUUUUAACAAUGUGCUGCUGUCCGCAGUUCCACUUUACAGGGCACUCUGACUCGCUUUUUGGGUAAGCUGGUACAGUGGUAACACCUAGGCUGAUCAAUUUAUAAAUGGUACAGAUGUCUUCAAGUUGUUCAGUGCAUACAGUAUUAGUUCCUAGAUAUGCUGUAUGUAUUUUUAAACUCGGUGCCAAGUUGUUUGAUUUUACAUCCUAGAGUGUUUGAAACUGAGCCAUAGGAUUUGUACUUGCCAAUUCUAAAUUUAAAUGUAAUUUAUCACAUAUGUCAUGCCAAGGAGAGCAAACCUGCAGGCAUCUGCUCAUUCAAUGCACCUGAGAGAUUUGCUGCUGAGUAAGCUGUAUGUGUGUAAAUUUUGUGGCAAUGGAAAAAGGAAUAAAUGGACUGUCAACAUAAAGGAUUGAAGUCAGUCA
Molecule: messenger RNA, 4179 nt
Organism: Tyto alba (common barn owl)
Lineage: Eukaryota; Metazoa; Chordata; Aves; Strigiformes; Tytonidae
Gene: DCUN1D2
Product: defective in cullin neddylation 1 domain containing 2
Exons: 7
Coding region: 278-1012 (244 amino acids)
Biological process (GO): positive regulation of ubiquitin-protein transferase activity; protein neddylation
Cellular component (GO): ubiquitin ligase complex
Molecular function (GO): ubiquitin-like protein binding; ubiquitin conjugating enzyme binding; cullin family protein binding
Source: RefSeq, a predicted model, not a curated record